Dinoponera quadriceps is the source of this 4050-nucleotide messenger RNA. Its product is annotated as ubiquitin carboxyl-terminal hydrolase 31-like. The transcript is spliced from 4 exons. Bases 317 to 3139 code for a protein of 940 amino acids. The record is from RefSeq and is a predicted model, not a curated record. Gene Ontology annotation, biological process: protein deubiquitination. Gene Ontology annotation, molecular function: cysteine-type deubiquitinase activity. NCBI's taxonomy places the organism in Eukaryota, Metazoa, Arthropoda, Insecta, Hymenoptera, Formicidae.
UCAUGGAAGCUCGUGAUAGCGGCAAAUGGCCGCCGUUGGCCGCCGUGUUGUUUCAGUGUGACAACUCGUUACGCGCAUGACGUUCGGCCACGGGUACGCGUAGGCGCACACGGCGUGCACAAGUGCCGCGUACGUGCGUGUCGUGUCGUCCUCGAGAUCGCCGUCGGCCGGCCAGCUCGUCGUCGCCGUCGCUCCCGUGUCCUCGCCGUCGUCCUCAUCGAGCUGGUGUGCGGUAGCAGCGAUGUGAGCCUCGGCGACCGCCAACGCUUCCACAUAAGCCGAGCGUGGACUUUCGCGGGGCUGGCGGUGGCUGGCGAUGAACGCCGCGGAUCGCGGCAUCACGGUGAUGAAAUCAGUGUCCGAGGGUGAGCUGGAGGAAAAGGUGAAAUUCGUCGAGUCGUCGCGCGGCCCGUCAUCGCGGCUGAAGCGUACUUUUACACUGCCGAGAAACCCGUUUCAAAGUGCCAGCAGCAGGAUGUCGCGACGACGGCCGAAGCAGCAGCAGCAGACCCGCGGCGACACCAAGGCGGACGUCGGCGCGCCGUCCGGCAAAGAGAACACGAGAAGUAACGGCGGCGGGCAGCAGCAGCAGCAACGGCCGAACGCGACGGCUCGGCUGUACGGCGGGCAGGACUGCCAGGAACGGCCGUGCGGCAAGAAGGUCUUCCGCCGGCCCUCCUGGAAGAAGUUCAUCAACAAGAUGGUGCGGCACAUGUCGAGCAUGGGCGCGCAGAGCUACAAGGCCACGUCGCACCACCAGCGCGGCGACGACCUCGGUUCGAGCGCGGGCGACAUCAGGGUGCCGCCGCCGCGGCCGGCCCACAUACCGGCCGACCGGGUACCGGGUGUCAUAGGCCUGCGCAACCACGGCAACACGUGCUUCAUGAACGCCGUGCUGCAGUGCCUGUCGCACACCGACAUCCUCGCCGAGUACUUCGUGCUGGAUCAGUACAAGGUCGACCUGUCGCGCCGCAACAAGAUCAACUCGAAGAAGUACGGCACCAAGGGCGAGAUCACCGAGCAGCUGGCGCUGCUGCUCAAGGCGAUCUGGAGCUGCCAGUACGAUCCGGAGAUGAGCACCGCGUUCAAGAGCGUCGUGGACAAGUACGGCAGCCAGUACCGGGGCAAUCUCCAGCACGACGCUCAGGAAUUCCUGCUCUGGCUGCUCGACAAGGUGCACGAGGACCUAAAUCAGGCGACCAAGAAGAAGUACAAGAUCAUUAAGAACUCGUUCGGCAGACCGGAUGACAUUGUCGCUGCCGAGACUCUGGCGAAUCAUGUUCGCUGCAACAACUCCUUCGUACACGCCGUAUUUCAAGCACAAUUCCGGUCCAGCCUGACCUGUCCGAGAUGUCACCGGCAAUCGAACACCUUCGACCCCUUCCUAUGCGUGUCGGUGCCAGUCCCGCAGAAUCAUCGCCAAAUGAAUUUCUUCGUCAACGUGCUCUAUACAUCCCAACAACCGCGGCAAGUUAAGAUCGGCGUGAGCGUGAAUCAAGCGGCCAACGUGAGAGAGCUCAGAGAAAUCCUGGCCAGCGACACCGGCGUAGACGAGAACCAUAUGCUGCUGACCGAGAUCCAUGACGAAGGAUUUCACAGAACCUUCUCCGACUGUCAACCCCUGUCCGCGAUCAUGGAAAACGACCCGCUGUAUUGCAUCGAGCUGCCGCAGCUGAAGGAACCUACAGAACAAGCGUACAUCUUGCUGGUGUGGAUCAACGUCCUCGUGAAGGGGGACCUGAGACAACGAUUCGGCAGCCCGUACACCAUGCAGGUGUCGCGCGAGACAUCGUACGAGGAUCUGCAGAAGCUGUUGCUGAAGGAGAUGCACAGCACGCUGGCGGACGACGUUCUCACGACUAGCCAGAGCCCGGGCCUCUUCAAUAUCCGCGUGGCCGACCCAGCCGCGACGCCGAUCCAGGACGAACACCCUUGCAUCGACCCGUGCGUGGAACACCCGCUUUACACGGAGCAAAUCGAGCAAGCGUUGGCGCUCUGCGCCGACGACUCCGGUCCGCAACACGUGAAGCUCAUCCUCGAGUGGGACGAGGCGACGAAACGCAACAUCAUACAGGACGACAGCGACCAGAUCGAGGAGCACGCCAGCGUGAAGCAGUUGAAGACGAAUUCCGAGCUGGGCGGCGCGGUGACUCUGGAGGAAUGCUUCGAUCUGUACACGAGGGCGGAGAUAUUGGGCGCGGAGGACGCGUGGCAUUGUCCCUACUGCAACAAGAAGCAAGAGGUUGUGAAGAAGCUGGGCCUCUGGUCGCUGCCCGAUAUACUAGUCAUACACCUGAAGCGAUUCCGUCAGCAGUCCAAGCAGCGCUCGACGUCCAAGCUUACCAUGUUGGUGGACUUUCCCCUUUACGGCUUCGACAUGACGCCGCAUCUCGCCCACAGCGGUGUUCAGGCGACGCACAACAACGUGGCCAGCCUCGGCGGCCUCGGCUGGUCGCCGUGGAAGAAACCACGGCCCCGGCAGCACAACAUCCCCAAGUACGACGAGAACGUCUAUGACCUUUACGCGAUAUGCAACCAUCACGGACAGGAUCUCCAGGGCGGGCAUUACACGGCGUUCUGCAGGAAUCCGUACGACACGCAGUGGUAUUGUUUCGACGACACGCGCGUGGAAGCGGUGAACGACACCAAUCUCAUCACGAACUCGGCGUACAUGCUGUUCUACCAGCGCAGAGGCUUGACCCACAACUCCACCGGGAACUCGUCCGCCGCGUCCACGAGUUCGGCCGGCUCGGGUUUGGAUCAUUGGGUGUCGAAGAUGCCGCCGUUUCACUUCAACAACAAGAGCACCGCCAACGUGACGAACAACAAGCAGAGCAAGUCGCAAGAGGUGCUGUGCCAGGAGAAGAUCGUCGAGGAGAAGAACAUGACCAAUUUUACCAGGGGUUGUCGUAAUUACGCGACUUUGCAGCCAAAGAAGAGGAACGCGGCGACGGAAACCGACAUCGGCCAGAUCGAUCAUUACUCUGACGAUGAAGCGCCCUGCAGAAGGGAAUGGGCCUCUCCGAAACCUGUACGGAAAACAUCGUCCAUCACGUUGACACCGCAUAUACCGCCAGCCAUAAUCCAAAAUGCCAGCAGCGAUCCAAAUACAACAGUAAUACACGAGUCCACGUUGUAACACACAAUUUAAGCCAGACCGAGAGAGGUCUGGCUCGAGCGAUGCUCAAUGCACAGUGCCUGGUGAUGUGCCGUGAAUGUGGGUUUUCGAAUAACAUCGAGUGCGGCGAGAUGCGAGAGAAAAGAACGGACAAUUCUGGUAGAGCGUCGCGUGUCCGUUAUUUUUCCCGGAUUGCUGGACGAUUUCACCCUUAGAGUGCGACAAAUCUCGUUCUUUCACUUCGAAUUUAUAUAGAAAAUGCUUUUUUGUACGAAGAACGACACGAACAGAUAGAUUUUCCCGGCAGCUUGCUUCCCCUUGCGAGUGUGUCCACUAAGGGAGGAGCAUGACAUAAAUCUGUACGGAUCAUUUUUCGAGAAACGGUAGAAAUGACGAGGCAUUAUUAAUUUUUGUAAUUGUAAUACCGUGUUUGUAUACAGCUCGCGUGGAUUGUAUUAUAUAUAUAUAUAUAUAUAUAUAUAUAUGUAUGUAUGUAUAUAUAUAUGAUAGCUGCUAAAAAGUAGCUUUUUAAAAAAAAAAGACAAAUCUUAUAUACGAUAAGUAAAAUCGCGAAUCGCGUGAAAUGAAGGGGAAGACCUCUAGUGUUUAUAUAAUUAGAUCAUCGACGCGCAAUAGGCCAUUAAAUUCUACCUAUGUCCAGAGGAAAAAGUAAACAAUUGUGAAGCAGUUUCGUGCAAUUAUGAUAAUACGCCUCUAUAAUGUGAUUAUUUCGACAUAAGUAUUGUUCGCAUUGUGUCACCUUACAAUGAAAGUAUAUGACAAUAACAAUUGUACGUUACAGUCCUGCAUUAAUAUACAACACUUGUUUCUCCGUAAAUCGAUCGUUUCUGGACAUACCGUGUAGUUAUUCUGACCAUGCUUUGAAUCUGUGCUUAACUGUAAUAUUUAUAUUAUACUUGUAUUAUCCACUA